AACGUUUAUAAGCAAUGGAUUUGAAUGAUAUUUUUGAAGUAGCUGCUCGAGAAAAAUGUCGAUAAAAUGCACGCUAAAUUAAACAACUUUAGGCGUCACUUGGAUGUUUUGUACACAGAUCUUCAUCAUCGUUGGGUGAACAUGGCUAAAGCGGAUCGUGAACUUAUCGGUCUGCACGAUGACAUGCUAAGCAGCAUGAAUAGUUUCAAUAAAUGUGUAAUCAAGUGUAACAUGCACAUUGAUCUAAACAGUCUCGAAACUUUGGUCGCCGACAUCGCCGAACCUCUGCAGCGCAAUGACUUCGUCACAAACACUAAUAAAGAUGGGAUUGUAGUUAAAAAUAUCUUGAAUGAACGUCCACACCGACUACCGAUAAUCCAACAAAUGGCGGACUCCAAGCAUAUAAUUCCAAUUGAUCAGUCGGCAGCGGUAGUGCGAGAUGUGGAGUCAACACAGUGUCCAGCCAGGCCGGUUUCGGAUAGUCUUUCGCUAUCAACGCGUUCGAGUUGGUUGAAUAAACCGGAUGCAAAAGUCCGAAAGCAAAAAGCAAAGCCCAUUACGUCCCCACAGCCCACUUCAGCACAGCCACAGGACACGGCCACUGUUUCCGCUAAAACAAAAACCAUGCUGCCUGUUUCACCACGUAAACGUAUCCUCGAGCCACCGAAAUGCGGAAGAACAACAUCCAGCAGUAAAAUCUAUCAUCAGAUCGUAAAGAACAUAGCCGCCUUUCCAGAGGGAAGUUUGAUAAAGGCUGAAAUGAUGCAUCUAAACAUAGCCGAAAAGUGUUUCUUUGUAGGCAUGUGGGGUGCGGAGCCGCUGCAAAAGUUAUUCGAGGGGAAAUUACUUCUUAAGGAGUUGUACCAGCUUCCCAACUUUGGAUUUGUUGAGUAGAGACUGUCGCUUGUUUGUACGGUGAGGCUUGUAGCUGCUGUGAGGAGGCCUAGGGUUUUUGGGGUCCGCCGAAAAUUAUGCCCCGUCAAACGAGAGGCAAGACAAACUCUCUUUAACAGUCGGCAAAGAGGGCCUGGGAUCAAAGAGUGGGUCAGAGCCAGGUCAGACUUCCUCGUCGAAAGGAGAGCGAGUUCGAAGUCGAAGUCGGACAAGAUAAACGGCUAUAAAUAGAUGGCAUUGGACGCCAUUGCGGGAUUCCAAGCCUGGUCGACAGCAUUGGAUUUUGUUCUCCAAGUGUCCUCUAUAGUGUCAGCCGUAGUUGAAUAUUCAAAGAAAGAAAAAAGAGAAAAACCAUAUAAAUACAAUAACUAGUGAAAAGUAGCCAGGAAGUGAGACGGUGAUUAGUGAAACCUCUUCGAUACACCCUUUCGACGGGUCACCCGUUUGGGUAAGUUGUGGAAUAAAAAAAAAGACAGCCUAGCGAAAGAGUAUAAAGGUGUUCUGUGGGUGCAAAUUUCCAUAGGUCUUAAAUUGGAGGAGGCUCGUCUUCCACGACCGCCAGCUGAAAUUCGUAGAAAUUCGCCGGAGCUUUGGGUCGUCGCCUUGGAGCAGUUCGGCGAGCCAGAGAGGAGAGGCCAACUAGUGCCCGGCAGACGGCAGCCGCGUCGGCUUGUUCAUCGCUCCGCGUAUGCGUCCAUACCCCGUGCGCAUGGGAGGAGGCAAAGAAAAAAAAGUGUUCUUCAGUGGCGACAAAUAGUGGCAGAUCGAGUUAGAAAAUUUCUCAUAGAAGGCCAGCCCCGCCCAAAAUAACAAUAACAAAAAAAAAAGAAUCAAAUAUAAGAAACAAAUAACGGAUCGUA
Drosophila miranda is the source of this 1754-nucleotide messenger RNA. RefSeq lists its product as uncharacterized. The transcript has 2 exons. The record is from RefSeq and is a predicted model, not a curated record. Lineage: Eukaryota; Metazoa; Arthropoda; Insecta; Diptera; Drosophilidae. The coding region runs from base 67 to 894 and encodes 275 amino acids.